Messenger RNA from Loa loa (African eye worm), 547 nucleotides. RefSeq lists its product as hypothetical. The record is from RefSeq and is a predicted model, not a curated record. Bases 152 to 547 code for a protein of 131 amino acids. NCBI's taxonomy places the organism in Eukaryota, Metazoa, Nematoda, Chromadorea, Rhabditida, Onchocercidae. The transcript has 3 exons.
UAGGUUGCUUCAAAAUAAACUUUUCCGCUUUUAUUGACUUAGAAAACUGAGCUAAAAAUACUUUUCUGCAUCACCAUUGUACUCACAAACUUCAUUCAGAAAAAGAUAUCAGAAAAAAUAGACAUUCCGGACGUAUAAGAGAAUAUCGGAAAUGUCGGAAAUGUCGGAUGAUGCAACCGUAACAACGGCUACAGCAACAGCGAAUAAUAAUACUGAGCAGCAUGAUUCUUCAUCAUCAUAUCUUAUGGUAUCUGAUAGUACACGAUCCUCAUCUGAUACUUUAUCACCAAAUGGCGAAGUUACUGAUAAGGAAAAAGAUUUGAUUUCACCUCGAAAGGAAAAAUUAUGCAAAGAAUCGAAGAAACAAGCAAUGGGUGAUAUUCGUAAUAGCGAUGACCCGACGAAAUGUGUCACUGAAUCAACUGUCACACAAAUUAGCAAUGAUAAUGUUAACAAUCAAAAGCCAUCAAAAGGAUUAAAAAUGGAUGCGAAAUUAACUGAAACCAAAAAAGUUGAAAUUCUCUUUUUUUCUGUUUUUUUAAACUAA